AUGACCCCUCUACUGAUCUCACUGUUGGUUCUGCUGGCUUCAGCACAAACUAAUGCUCUCAUUGCCUGCACUGCCCAACUCUGUGCAAAUACUAUCUGCCAUAAGCUGACAGAAGACAACUGUAAAGGCAAGAUCGUACCAAACGGGGGUCUCUGCCACUGCUGCGACGGAUGCUAUACUGUCCUCAAGCAGGGCGCUGACUGCAGUCCAGCCCCCUAUUUUGGAGUCCCUAGGUACGUUAUUUGUGACGAUGGUCUGGAAUGCAACCGAGACACACAAACCUGUCAGGUUCCGGUAGAGGCCUAA
Messenger RNA from Candidula unifasciata, 306 nucleotides. The record is from the annotation of a GenBank genome assembly. NCBI's taxonomy places the organism in Eukaryota, Metazoa, Mollusca, Gastropoda, Stylommatophora, Geomitridae.